Molecule: messenger RNA, 2055 nt
Organism: Rhinolophus ferrumequinum (greater horseshoe bat)
Lineage: Eukaryota; Metazoa; Chordata; Mammalia; Chiroptera; Rhinolophidae
Gene: MORN2
Product: MORN repeat containing 2
Exons: 5
Coding region: 287-526 (79 amino acids)
Source: RefSeq, a predicted model, not a curated record
GCCUGGUCGCCCGAGCAACCGAGUCGCGCUGGGCGCCGUGAUAGCGCUCGGUUCCCUCUGGGCCGCAGAGCUGGCGACUCGGGAGGAAUCGCAGAGUCAAGAAAAUGUCUCCGGCAACUCUCUGUCAACUGCAGAGGUGUAUAAAAUAAACUUUAUAUUUCCAAAUGGAGACAAGUAUGAUGGUGAUUGUACAAGAACAUCUUCUGGAAUUUUUGAGAGAAAUGGAAUAGGUAUCCAUACCACUCCUAAUGGGAUUGUCUACACAGGAAGCUGGAAAGAUGACAAGAUGAAUGGUUUUGGAAGACUUGAGCAUUUUUCAGGAGCAGUAUAUGAAGGGCACUUUAAGGACAAUAUGUUUCAUGGACUGGGGACUUACACAUUCCCAACUGGGGCAAAGUACACUGGAAAUUUCAAUGAAAAUAGGGUGGAAGGUGAAGGACAAUAUACUGAUAUCCAAGGACUAGAAUGGUGUGGUAACUUCCAUUUUACAGCUGCUCCAGGCCUGAGACUAAAGCUGCACGUAUAGAUAGAUAUUCUGCACUGAAGUUUUAGUGUGGUCAUUGAAGCACACUAAAUGAAGCACACUAAUGAAGCACACUAAUGAAGCACACUUCAUUAGUUGUAAGGAAAACAAUUAAAUCUGUCAUCUGAAAUAAUUCCACAUACUUCCUCUAUGUUAUAAUUUUGCCAAUAAAACCAUCAUUCACUUAUGCCUUUUUUAACUUUAUUUUCAUCAUCUUAUAAUUAGUUUAAAAUAAAUUAUGUGAUUCAUUGAGAGUUUGAGUUUCAGUUGAGAGUUUGCUCAUUUGAAUAAAUACAGCAGAACUAUCCAAAUCUUGACAAGGUCAAUUUCCAAUCCUGUACCUGAGUUUUGUCAUCUUUAAAAAGUAUAUUAGGGGGCGGCCAGUUAGCUCAGUUGGUUAGAGCGCGGUGCUCUUAAUAACAAGGUUGCCGGUUCGAUCCCCAAAUGGACCACUGUGAGCUGCGCAACUAAAUUGAAACAACUACUUGACUUGGAGCUGAUGGGUCUUGGAAAAAUACACUUAAAAUAAAUUUUAAAAAGUUAAAAAAGUAUAUCUAUGUGUUAAAGGGAACUAUUGAGAAAAUGAAGACAAUCCAAAGAAUAGGAGAAAAUAUUUGGAAAUCACAUUCCUGAUAAAGGUUUAGUUUCCAGGAUAUAUAAAGAACUCAUGUAUAUAAAUGUAUAUAAAUAAAAAGAACCCAAUUUAAAAAUGGCCAAGGAUUUGAAUGAAUAUUUCUUCAGAGAAGUAUACAAAUGUUUAAUAAGCAAACAGAGAUGCUCAACAUCAUUACUCUCUAGGGAAGUGCAAAUGAAACCCCCAGUAAGAUACCACUCACGAUCACUAGGCUGGCUAUAUUUAAAAAGACAGACAAUAACAAAGGUUGGCAAGGAUGUGCAGAAAUGGGAAACCUCAAACAUUUCUGGUGGGAAUGUAAUAGUACAGCUUCUUUGGAAACAGUUUCUCCAAAAGUUAGACAUAUAGUUACCAUAUGACCUAGCAAUUCCUAAGUAUGUACCCAAGAGAAUUGACUUGUACUGGAAACAAUAUUGGAAACAAUGGAUAAACAAAUACUGAUGAAAGGAUAAACAAAUAUGGUAUAUCUAUACAAUGGAGUAUUAUUCUGCUAGAAAAAGGAAUGAAAUACUGACAUAUGCUACAACAUCAAUGAAUCUUAAAAACAUUGUAUUGAAAGAAUCCAUUAACAAAAGACCACAUAUUGUACGGCUGUCAUGUGAAAUGUCCAGUUGAUUAGUGGCUACCAGGGGAGGGAGAAUUGGGAGACAUGGGAUUUCUUUUGGAGGUGAUGGAAAUGUUCUAGAAUUAGUGGUGAUGGUUGUAUAACCUUGUGAAUACUAAAAACCACUGAAUUGUUCACAUUAAAAGAGCAAAUUUUACAUAAAAGUGAAUUAUAUCUCAAUUUUCUAAAAAGUAGAUCUUUGUGUUCUCACAUAUAAUAUAGACAGCUUCUUUACCUUCUAUCUAAAAUAAUUUAAAAAUUACCAGAACAGUACAUGACAGCUAUAUAUUAAAA